Manihot esculenta (cassava) is the source of this 1394-nucleotide messenger RNA. RefSeq names its product mitochondrial import inner membrane translocase subunit TIM22-4. Gene Ontology annotation, biological process: protein insertion into mitochondrial inner membrane. Gene Ontology annotation, cellular component: TIM22 mitochondrial import inner membrane insertion complex. Lineage: Eukaryota; Viridiplantae; Streptophyta; Magnoliopsida; Malpighiales; Euphorbiaceae. The record is from RefSeq and is a predicted model, not a curated record. Gene Ontology annotation, molecular function: transmembrane protein transporter activity. The coding region runs from base 497 to 1015 and encodes 172 amino acids. The transcript has 4 exons.
AACCCGGUUCAAACACAGAGAGAAAUUACUUUUAUUUGCUAAAACCCUGAAAGCGAACAGCUUAAGCCCUUCUAACGCCGCACCACUUUGAAGCAGCAGCCACACGCCGCCCCCAGCGGUUGUCAUACUGAUAGAAUCCAAUCAAUUUUUCAUCCUUUAGCAGUUUUUCUUUGUUUUCUUUCUAUAUAUUUUCCUCCUUCCAAUUAUAAAACUCACCAUUCUCAGUUAUCCCUCCUGCUGAAGUGCUUUCAUAGUGAAGGUACUUUCUCUCUGGGUUUUUGGUUACGCAAAUUCAUUUUGUUCUUGAUCCUUAAAUUUGUAAUUCAUUGAAAUUUUCCACUACUGCUAGUAUAAGGAAGUCGGCAUUGGAGCACCCAAAUUUCGAAACAAGCCCAUGACUAACAAUUCGAGAGUCUCAACUUGCAUCUUGUGAUUAAAUCUUUUCAUUUUUUGGUAGUGAUUCUGUAUUUCUUUUUCGUGCUCAAGUUGAUUAUCAAUGGCUGCAAGUUCUGGGAUUGAAUCCAAUAAUGGUGCUUCAAGCUCAAGAGAAGCUGAGCCCGAGACGCCCCAAAUUCCGCCUUUUAGAAUGCCCACUAUGGAAGAGAUUCGUGCCCAAGAAGUUUGGAACAAUUGUGCAGUUCGUAGUGUUGCAAGCGGAGUGAUGGGAGGUGGGCUUGGUUUGUUCAUGGGUCUGUUUCUAGGUGCUUUGGAUAAUCCAUUAAUGCAAGAAGAGAUGACUGGAAGGCAGCAGUUCAUUUAUACUGCAAAGCAAAUGGGGCGAAGAAGUUGGAGUUCUUGCAAGGCAUUUGCAGUUAUGGGUUUGAUUUUCUCAGCUGCUGAGUGCAUUGUUGAAAAGGCACGGGCAAAACAUGAUGUUACAAAUACAGUUGUUGCCGGGUGUGUAACUGGAGGUUCUAUGUCUGCGAGAGGUGGUCCAAAAGCAGCAUGUGUUGGUUGUGCUGGGUUUGCUGCAUUCUCAGUUUUGAUAGAGAAGUUCCUGGACAGACAUACUUGACAAACAUCCUGCAUUCCUGCUCCAGUUUUCCAGAUGCUAGUUUAUUCGAGUUCUGAUAAGACAAGUACUUAGCUUGCUAUGGAAUUUACAUUUUUUGCCUCAUCCUGUCAAUUUUUCACUCCAGUGAAAUUUGUCUUCAACUUUGUAAGGGGAAUCUCAUUGAUAUAAGAGUCUCAUGAUGCUAUAAGUUAUAAUAUUUUAGAUAUCUGGCUGGAUAUCCUGACACAAAUUUUACUUGAGAAAGUGACAUAAAUCAAGUAUAAGACUGUUAUCUGAUUUAUAUUAUUUUUGAAAGAUUCUUCUGGAGCUUGUGUCUGGCAAAUGUAAAGCAUGAACCGUUUCACAGGUGGUUAAUGACCAAGCUGAUGCCAUUCUUGUC